This is a messenger RNA of Nematolebias whitei (Rio pearlfish), 727 nucleotides long. It is a transcript of the gene slc51a, whose product is annotated as solute carrier family 51 subunit alpha. Gene Ontology annotation, molecular function: transporter activity. The coding region runs from base 1 to 699 and encodes 232 amino acids. The record is from RefSeq and is a predicted model, not a curated record. The transcript is spliced from 6 exons. NCBI's taxonomy places the organism in Eukaryota, Metazoa, Chordata, Actinopteri, Cyprinodontiformes, Rivulidae. Gene Ontology annotation, biological process: transport.
AUGGAGAGCGUUCUUUAUUUUGCAGUUGUAGUUUACAAGGUCUUGGUUCUGCUGAUCGAGGAGUUGGGAGGAAGCAGCAUUUUUCUGCACCGGUUCUUCGGCAAACCGUUCCGGAUCAGCACUGGGCCCUGCUGCUGCUGCUGCCCCUGUCUACCCCACGUUCCCAUGUCACGGCGGAUGUUGUUCCUGCUGAAGCUGGGGGCUCUGCAGUAUGCAGUCCUAAAAACAGCACUCUCUGUCCUUGCUGUAGUCUUGUGGACUAACGGGAACUUUGACCUCUCUGAUUUAGAGAUUACUGGAGCAGCCAUUUGGCUCAACCCGUUCAUUGGAGUCCUCACCAUCAUCUCCCUUUGGCCUGUUGCCAUCAUCUUCAUGAACACGAACAGAUUCCUCCGCAGCCUCAACAUUGUACCAAAGUAUGCCAUGUACCAGCUGAUACUCGUGCUGAGUCAGCUGCAGACGUCAAUCAUCAACAUCCUGGCCUUAGAUGGAAGCAUCGCCUGCGCUCCUCCUCUCUCCUCCCAGGCUCGAGCAUCCAUGUUGAGUCAGCAGAUGAUGAUCAUGGAGAUGUUCAUCAUCAGCCUGGUCACUCGGUUUUUGUAUCAUCGCACGUAUGACCCACUUCCUUCUGAGGCGCAUGAUGACCAGCAGGACAACAAGGCGGCCCUGCAGGCUGCUCUGGUGGAGCACAAUGUUUAAAAAAAACAGUGUAUCUUUUUAUAAUAGG